ACGAGUCGACGAUCUGCUGCCUCACAAACACUAACUACCAAUUUUCUGGAACAUUUCUGGAGUUCAUGUCUGAAAACAGCUUAAUACACUAAAUGUUUUUUCCUUUAAAUCUUCAACCGUCUGUACAUUUUGCGGAGUUUAAUUAGUUCCACCUCCGCCCUGUGAUGUCACCAGGACCUGUUCUCACCUGUUCUCUGUCCUGAUGACUGCAGGUGGUUUGCGGUCUGUGGUGGAGGAGCUGGAGCUGGAGAGGAAUCAGCUGCAGGAGCAGAUCCUGAGUCUGGAGGAGCGCUGUCAGGAUCUGGAGGAUCGACUGCAGCUGCAGGCGCGGAUCGAGGCGUUGCAGAAUGAGUCGGAGAGACUUCAGAGUCAACUCGCCAGCGUCCGAAGUCAACAGAGCAGAGAUGCAGAGAAACACCAGCUGCUGGUCAGCAGUCUCAACGACCAGCUCAAAGGCCUGAGUAACACUCAGGAGUGUCUGGAAAGUUCCCUGAUCGAGAAGGAAAACACUUUGGCUAAAACGUCGGAGAAACUUGAGCUGAUCAGCAGCCUCAGAGAAUCUCUGAGCGAGAAAGAGAUUCAGUACAAAGAAGUGUCCGACAGGCUCCUUCAGUCUGAGCACGCUCUCGACAACGUCUCCAGGAAAUGCAGCAGCUCAGAGAAACAGUGUUCGGAGCUGAAGACAGAAGUUUCUGAGCUCACGCAGAAGUUUACUGUUCUGAAGGAGAAGACACAAAAGCAGGAAGUCACCAUAGAAGCUUUACAAACGGAGCUGGAUCAGACAAAUGAGGAGCUGGACAAGCUAAACUCCGCCCACCUGGAGGAACGAGCCCAACUCAUUCACGACCUUCAAACCUGUGAGCGGGAAAUUGACAGUCUCAAAGAAAUUCUGGUGGAAAAGGACAAGGAGAUAUCAAGCCUCUCUUCCAACAUGGUGGAGUACGCGGAACAGAUCACGGUUCUGAAGCAGGAGAUCAAACUCAAAGAGGAGAACCUGGUUCAGGUAGAGACGUCGCUGAGGAGAGCAGAACAGGAAGCCAUGAUCAUCAGAGACUCGCAGAAUUCAGACCAGCAGUCUCUGCACAACAAGUUCACAGAGGCGGUGGAGAAACUCAAGGACACGGAGACAGAAUUAGUCAAGGCCAAAGAGGAGAGAGAGUCCAAAGAGGCUGAGCUGGAACAACUGAUGAAGCAGGUCGAAGACGACAAGAAGACUAUUCAGGAGCUUCGAGUGGAGAUUCAGAAACAGACUGUGAGCCAUCGUCAUCAUCUCUCUGAAUGUGAAACACACAUCACCUCACUAAAGGAGCAGCUGAGUUUGUCAACAGAAAAGCUGCAGGAGUCAGAGGGACUCGUUUCACAGCUCAAGGACAAAGACAUCAACAAUGAGAGAUUACAGCAGGAGCUUCAUGACAAAGAGGAGACGUAUGAAAAAGAGCUGAAAUCCUUCAAGGAAGAGCACAACACACUCCUGGCACAGGUGGAAAAAUACGAGAGCGAAAUCCAGACAUUGUCCAAACAGUUAGAGGAGAAAGUGCAGAGCGAAGAGCAGAUCAGGAAAGAGAUGCAAGAGAAGGUGGAAAGAAUAGUAACAUUGGAAAAGCAGCAAAAGGUAAAUGAUAAACAAACGUCAGAAAAACAGAAGCUGAGCAAUGAGCUAAAAAACAAAACCGAAAACAUCUCCAAGCUCAAGAACCUGUUGAAAAGCACCAAGACGGAAAAACAGCAGCUGACUGAGGAGCUGGAGCUUCAGAGGCAGAACGUCAAAGAGCUUCAUGAAAAGUUGACGUCUGCACUCGAAGUCAACAGCGGCCUGGAGCAUCAACUUCACUGCCUCACGCAAGAAAAACACACACUUGAAGCGGAAGUGAGUGAAAGUGUGAAGCACAUUUCAGAGGUCACAACUGAAAAUGAUUCUUUACAAGACAAGUUAUCCACACUGGCGACCCAGAGUUCACAGAAUGACAGAGUCAUUGAGGGGCUACGAAGAGAUAAAGAGGAACUGACUCUUCAAAUCAAUGAGUUAAAUGGAAUCCUUGAGCAAAGCACACACUCAAACUCAGAGAUGCUGCUGGAGAAAACCAACACAUGUAGUCGCCUCAACCAGGACCUCAGGGAGCGGGAGGAGAAAGUGGCCGAGCUGCAGGAACAUGUGAAAAACUUGACUUCUGAGGUCAAGCAGCUCCGGUGCGACGUGGCAGAAAAGGAGAAAACCGCCGCUGAGCUUCUCGCACAAUUCAAGGCCGAACAAAAUCAGCGAACACAAACCGAGGAAACUGUUUGUCAGCUGCGAGGACAAGAGAGCAGCCUGAGGUCUGAGGUAGCGGAGAAGGACGCCGCGUUGAAAGAGAAGCAGGACGAGUGUCGACGUUUGCAGGAUGAAAUCACAGCUCAGAAAAACAUGGUAGUCAAGCUGCAGGAGGAGCACUCACAACUCAGACUGCAAGUUCAGACGAGAGAGGAAAUGUUGGACGAUACGACACGACAAUGUCAGAAUCACAAAGACGAACUGAACGCAAUGAACGAGACUGUCAAAUCUCAGAGCGAUCAAAUCAGGGUCAUGGAAGAAAAUGCCAGAAAGCUUCAGAAUGAAGCAGAGUUGCGACAAACGGAGCUGACUCGCUUGAACAACCACAUCCAGACUGUCACCGAGGAGAACCAACAAAUCAGAGCUGCGGCUGAAGCCAGAGAGGAGGAGCUCGCUCAUCGAACACAGGUUUCAUCAGAACUUGACUCGCAGCUUCAAACGACCCUCGAACGUAACUCCAGUCUGAGCACGAAGAUCAGCAAACUGACAGAAGAUAAUCAGAGACUGCAGGAAGAGUUAGAGCAGAACAGUAGAUCAAUGUCUGAACAGACCACCGAGACGAGUUUACUCCGAGAAAAAAUUGCUGGGCUCGAAAUCCAUAUUUCAGACAACGAGGAACGAAUCAGCAGCUUGUUGAAGGAGAAGGAGGAGCUGAGCGCUGCCGCAGAUGAAUUAAAAAACAUCCUCAAGGAGAGUGAACUCACAAACUCAGCAGGUUUGCUUGAGAAAACGAGUGAAUGUGCUAAUCUGUCAAAAACACUGAGAGAGAGAGAAGAACUACUUCAAAGUUUACAGGAGGAAGUUGACGGUCUAAAAAUGCAAGAGAGUCAACUCAACAUGUCUCUGACGGAGAAAGAACAGACGUUAUCAGAACGGAGGAGUCAGUCUGAGGCUCAGCAGGAUCAACUGCUGCAACUUCACGACACCGUAUCUGCGCUUCAGGAACAAGCGUCCGUCUUAAAGUCCGGGCUGAUGGAGAAAGACGCAUUGAUUCAGCAGAAAGCGGAGGAAUGUAGCGUUUAUCAGAAGGAAGUCACGCUACAGAAAGAGCUGGUGUCGCUGCUGCAGGGUGAGGUGGAAUCCACGAAACGCACGAUAGAGCAGAAAGAACAGACGUUAAACAAAGUGUCGAAGGAGUUUCAGAACCACAAAGAUGAGCUGAACAAACGAAACGAGUCAGUGAUUUCACUCAGCGGUCAGCUCGGUGCCAUGAAUGAGAACGCAGCAGAGAUGGAAGCUGAAAUUAGCAACCUGAAGGCGGCCGUGCAGAAACUCCACGCAGAAAACUGUCAGCUGACACAAGAGGGCGGCCAGAGCAAAGCAGAGAUUAUUGAUUUUAGAGACAGCGUUCAGGCUCUGAAUGAGCAGAAUACAAGAUUGAAAUCUGAACUUCUGAACACGGUGACAGUUCUGUCCAAAGCACAAGAAGAAGUCGCAAAUCUCAAAAAAUCAGUCAACGAUAUGGAGAAUGAGCUCAAGACGGCGUUCUCCGAGCAGGAGGCUCUUAAUUUGAGCGUGAAGGGAAAAGACGACCGCCUGAAACAGCAGGAGAGUUUGAUCCAGCAGCUCAACGGUAGAAUCGCUGAGCAGGAGCAGCGGCUGAAGCAAAACGCAGAUGACAACGUCAGUUUACGCGCAAAAGUUUCCGAGCUGGAAGAUUCUGCCAGUAAGCUCAGAGGUCAAGUUGACAGCCUUACUGCAGAGUCGUCCAUCCUGAAAAACACGCUAGAGAAAAAGGAACAUUUCAGCCUUGAAUAUCAGAGUCAUUCUACAGCCGCUGUUGAAAAUCUUAAUUCAAAUCUACAAGCUAAAGAGGCAGAAGGUGAGAGGUUGAAGGAACAGAUCUCACACCUUGAAGAAUCCGUCUCAAAGCUCGACAGCAACCUCCGAGCACAGUUGGCUGAAUCUGAAAACCUGAAAAAGGCCCUGGUGGAAAAAGAAGCUGCUCUUCUGACCCAGUCCAAGUCUCUGCAGGACGUUCAGAGACAAGCAGACGCGUCUUUGCUGUUUAAAACACAGUUCAUGGAAAGCACUGAGUUAGUGUCGCAGCUACAGAGUCAAAUUCAGCUCCUGUCCGCAGAGUAUGAAAACCUCAGAAAGUCUGCAGAGGAAACACACAGUGCCUUCAAUAACCUGCGAGAGAAAUAUGCAGCCAACUUGGAGGAAAUGCAAGACGUGAGGACGCAACUGUCCCAUCGAGCUGAUGAGGUGUCCGACCUUCGGAAGUUACUGGAUGAUUCCAAUAACGAACGUCAGACGGCGAAGACGACCAUAGAAACACUGAGAAACCAGUUUUCAGAUAUCCAACACAAACUUGAGGAAACCAAAGACCUGAACUCGAGUCUCUCAAAGGAAAAGGAAGAAGCCUUUUCUUCUCAUCAAGCGAGUGUGUCGCUGCUCACCGUGGAGAUAGAAAGGCUCAAAUCACAACACCUUCAAGUCGCUGCACAAAUGAACGCGCUGACAGAAAACCUGGAGCAGAGGGAAAUGGCUCUGCAUGCGAUCAACAGCCAGUACACAGCUCAGGCUAAAAAUGCAUCUCAGCUGGUUUCAGAAAUGCAAAAACUAGAGGAGCAGAAUAAGAGGCUGAGCGAGGAAGUGAGUUUGUCAAAGGCAGAGCAUCAGAAGCAUCUUGCCACCGUCUGUAAUGAGAGUUCACGUUUGCAGGAGGAAGUUAGGAAGCUUCUUGCAGAGAGGGAAGAGCUGGAAAGGAGUCACCAUCAGAUCCGGACAUCGCAUGGGGAGCUGCAGCUUCUCAUGGAGCAGCAGUCCAGCAGCACGAAGGAGAACAUGGAGCAAAUGGUGACGGAGAGGGAGAGCCUUCAAGCAAAGGUUAGUGCCAAAGACGAAGAACUCUCUCAGUUAACAGAGAACAUUCAAAAGAUAGAGCAAAUUCUGCAGGACUCAGAGAAAGAGUGGCUGUCAGUUCUGGAUAAAGAGAAGCAGGAUAAGAAUCAACUUGCAGAACAAUUGAAAAGUGUUGAAAAUGAAAAGAAAUCUAAAGAUGUUAAAGUUAAUGCGUUGAAACAAGACUUGGACAGUUUGCAGGAGAAGCUAGCGGAGGCUUCCUCGGCAGUUAGACAAGGGUCUGAUCAACUGAGCGCCAAAGAGUCGGAGGCGUCAGCCUCCAGGAUUCAACUUGAGAAGGUGUUAGCAUCUUUUCAGGAAAAGGAUAAAGAGAACCAUGAUUUGCAGCAGGCUUUAAAUUCUGUGGAAUAUGAGUUAGAAAAACUUCUGCCAAGAAAAUUACGCUCUGACAAAGAUUCCACCUCCUCUGAGAAAUGUGCUGCUCUGAAUAAAAAACAAGCGUCUUUACAGAACAUGAUAAAACAGUUAGAGGAAAGACAUCAGUCUGAGGUAGAGGCUCUAAGAAAUGAGUUGGAUAAAACGCUUAAUGAAGGAGGGAGGAGUGAGGAGGAGAAGGGUCAACAACUUGCUCUUCUACGAGACAGCGUAGAGCGUUUACAGACGCAGCUCAGUGCUGAGUCAGAGAAAGAGAGAGAAGCCGCUGUCAAACUCUCGUUGUUACACAGUGAGUUACAAGCAAAAGAUGAGCAGGUCAACAGUCUGGGCAUUCAGAUAAAUCAGCAGAAGGAAUUACUCGCAGGACUUAGUCAGCAGAUGAGAGAUAACGAUGCAUCCGUCGCCCAAGUCAUGGAAUCUGCCUCCAACGAAAGAGUGAAACUGUGUGAGGAAAAAACUUCCCUGAUGGCACAAGUGGAAAACUUGCAGCGAGCACACGAAACCUCCAUGAAAAGGUUCGAAGAGAUUUCUCAGCAGCUAGAAGAUGAAGUCUCUCGUUCUCAAUGUGAAAUCAGCUCCAAGAAUUCAGAGAAGCUUGAGCUGCUUCGGGAAAACGACGAUCUGAAAGGUGAACUCGCCAAACUGUCUAAAGAAAAAGACGCCCUGAAGAAGAAGCUUCAAGCUUCUCUUGUCGUGAGAAAGGAUCUGUUGAAAAAAAUGGACCAGUAUGAAAACCAAAAAGAAGAGAGUGUGACCUCUGAGAAAAGGGAAGUUUCGCUUUUACAGGAUAAACUACAGGAAAUAACACACCAAGCUCAGGCGACAGCAAAAAUAUAUCAGGAACAAGUUUCCCUUCUUGAACAGACAAUUCUAGAGAGAGAGGGAGAGAUUGUUGAACACAAAACACAGAGUGAGAGACUUCUCGAACAGCUGCAGUCAGAAAAACGAAUUCUGCAGAGCACGUUGAAUCAGAAAGAAAUGUGUUUGUUAGAAAACCUGCAAACAAUUAGUGACAAGACCUUCACCAUCGAGCAGCUGCAGUCCAGCGCUGCAGAGACAGAAAAGGCUUUUGAGCGAGACAGAAACGCUUUGAUCCAGAAGGUGGAGGAGCUUCACGAUGAAAUCAAGACAUGUAAGAAUGAGUUAAAGGAGAAAUCUUCGUCUGCUGCUGCGGAGUUAGAAAGUGAGCUUGCACAGGUGAAGUCAGAAAAGGCCAUUCUACAGAAGAAAGCCCAGGCUGCUUUGCUGUCACGCAAAGAGACGAUGAAGAAAGCUCAAGAGAAUGAAAAGAAAUUAACUCAAGAACUGGCUGAGCUGAAAGACGACUACAAGGCUCUGCUGGAGCAACGCUGUCAGCAGACGAACGAGCUGAACGCCAUCCAGUUAAACUUUGACGAGAAGCUCAGGGAGCUGGAGAGCCUCCAUAAAACCUCUUUGUCAUAUCUGGAUGAACUGGGCACUUUGAGGCAGCUGGUCGAGGAGCGGGACAAAACCCUUCAGGACCUGAAGAUGUCUCUGGCUGAGAAAGAGAGCCAGUGUCAUUCUCUGUCACACGUUCAGUCAGAGCUGGAAACCGUUAAAUCCCAAGCUGAGAAAAUGUCUCUGGAGAUGGCAAGCAAAGAGGAUGUUCUCGUAGUCAUGGAGCAAAGAACAGAAGCUUUGACGUCACAACUUCAUCUUGCCGAGAACAACUUGGAGAGAGCACGAGAAGAGUUACAAGAGAAAGAAGAAGAGAUUGAGAAAUAUAAGCAAACAAUCAGGGUCGUCGAGGACGUGACCCAACAGGAGAAGCAAGUGAACAUCUCUGCCGAACACAAGUUUAAAAUCUUAGAGGAAGAAAAGGAAGCUGCUUUAGAGCAGGUGAAAGUGGAACUUGAGACAGCUCUUGCUUUAGUUUCACAGAAAUCCCUGGAAGUUUUAACCAUCCAAAAGACGCUAACUGAAACUCAGCAGCAGCUCAGUGAGGACAAACAUGUUUUGACUGAGGAGCUUGAAAAAGCACAACUGCAUUGUACCGAGACAGACAAGGUUUUGGAUUCCUUGCGUCAAGAAAGAGAAAAUGCCUUUCAAUUAGUCUGUGAUCUCAGAGGUGAGGUGGCCACGCUCAACGAGCAACUGAAGGAGGCAGAGACGCUCAACGAGCAGCUCCAUCAAAAGAUGCCUGAGAAGUUUGAAGUGAAACUGAAGGAGAGAGACGAAGCUUUGUCGGUCUCUCAGGCUCGAGUAGCAGAAAAGGACGAGCUUAUUGCUGCACUUGAACUGCAGUUACAGCAGCAAUUAAAAAUGCACGAAACUGUCAUUGAAAGAAUGAGAGUCGAUGCUGAUCAGCAUCAGAGAUCUCAAGAAGACGGCAACAAAGCAAACAACCAAGACAACCAAAGCAAAAUCACUCUCCUGACCAGGAAACUACAAGCUGCGUUAGUAUCCAGAAAAGAACUCUUGAAGGAAAAUACAGCACUCAAGGAAGAAGUGGAAAAGCUUUCAGCCACACAUGAAGCCAAAACAGCUGAAUACUCUGACCUGGAAUCAUCAGUUUUCAAGUUGAAACAACAGAAUACAGAUCUGGAAACAUCUGUGUCGUCACUGAACAAGGAGAAAGACGAGCUCAACUCCCAAAUUGAUAGAAUCCGUAAUGAGAAUCGCAGUCUGUCAGCGGCUUGUGACAGCUUGAAACUAACCAUAGAAAACAUCACUCAGCAGAAGCAAGCCUUCUCAUGUCAGCUGGAAUCUCUGAAGGACUCUCAAACUGACGAGUUGUCCAAGUGGAAGUCGAGGCACGCUGAGCUGAAGCAGGAGUACGAGUCUCUGUUGGAGGCUUAUGAAAAUGUUAGCAGUGAAAUGGACAAAAUGAGGCUGCUUCUGGAGGGGGCCAAACGAGACAGACAGGACGCCCUCCGCAAAGCACACAAGCAACAGGCGGAGAUGGAGACGAUGGAGAAGCAAGCCAGAGACAUGGAGGAGGAAAAUGAAAGAAUCAAAGAGAGGAUGCAAAAAUCUUUCAAAGAGAAACUGCUGAAGAUUAAGGACCUGGAGGAAGAGAAUCAGAAAAUCAAACUGGAGUUGACUGAGCAUGAAGGAAAGCAGGAAACAUUGAUGUGCGAGCUCACUGACAGAAAUAAAGAACUGGAGUCUGAGAUCUGUCGACUUAAAGAGUCAUCAGAGGAGCUCAGAGAGAAAGUUACUGAGAUCCAGGCUGAGAAAAGCCAACUGGAAGAAAAGUUUGAAGAGGCCAACACGUCCUUGGAAAAUAAGCACAUGGAAUCAAACACAUACACAAACAACAUGCAGCUGAAACUCGAUGAAGCACUCGGCCUGAAUAAUUCUCUGACCGCUCAGAUUGAGGCCCAGAAGACAGAGCUCGGUGCUCAGUCGGAAAUCAACAACUUGUUACAAAAGGAGAAGAAAACUCUUUCUGAAAGAAUUGAGGAGUUACAGAAUGAUCACGAGCUGCAGUUGGGAAAGAAAGACGACGUCGUCAAAGAGCUGAGGGACGUUAUCAACCGUCACAGCCAAGAGACGAUAAGUCUGAACGAGAAGGUGAGAAUCUUGGAGGAUGACAAGUCUCUUCUGCAGGAGGAGCUUGAAAACGUUCAAGAGAUUUCGGACAAAGUGAAAAAUGAAAACGAGUAUUUGGAGACCGUGAUCCUCAAGAACUCUGAAAAGAUUGACGAGCUGACAGAGUCCGUCAGCGCUUUGCAAACCCAGAACACGCAGCUGUCGUCUCAGCUGGCGGCCAUUAAGGAGAGGAGCGAUCAGGUCCGACAACAAAAAGAAGAGGAGCAACUCAAAUUGGUCCGAGAGUUUGAGGAGAAACUCAAGACGGUGCAGAGAGGCAACGAGGGCUCCAAGAAUGUGAGGAACGAAUUACGAGAGCUGCUCAAAGAAAAGCACCAGGAGAUAAAUCAGCUGCAGCAAAACUGUAUCAGAUACCAAGAACUGAUUUUAGAUUUAGAGAGCUCUUUGAAGAGCUCGCAGUCAGCCUGUGAACUCUUGGAGAAAGAAGUGAAGAAAGGUUCAGAGAAAAUAUCGGCUCUGGAAGAGAGAAGUAAAGAAGUUGAAGCUGCGCUGAUAACAAACAGAAAUCUUCUCCAGGAGGCGACAGACAAGAUUCAGAGUGUCCAGUCUGAGAAAGAACAGCUGCUUCUGGAAAUGUCCCAGCAAAGUAAAAAGUGUGAAGAGCAGAAAACUUUGCCACAAAAUAUGGACGAGAGGCAAAUAAAUGCAUAUAUGGAGAAUCAGUUUAUGUUGCAGCAACAGAUAGACGACCUCAAAGAGUUGAAAGACAACGAAAGUCUAAAAGUGAAUGAACUGAAACAACAUGUAGACGCUCAGAAUCUUCAGAUUAACACUCUGAGGAGAGCAGCCGAGACGAAUGAAGCCAAACUCUCAGCUCUAUCGUCCACUCCUCAAGGGGCAGAUCGGGCAAAACGCUGGAGCGAAAUGUACCAGAAGACGUUGAACGAGAAGGACAACCAGCUCCUGGAACAGGGCUUUGUGAUCAAAAGAUUCCUGGAAGACAUGAGAGUGAAAGACAAAGAGGUGAAUGAGCUACGAGUUACCAAGUCAAGACUGGAGAGGACACUGAACGAAUACUCCGUCGCUGCUGCUGCACAACAGAGGCAGCUGUUUGUAAUGAGCGCAAGCAACGCUGAACUGAGCGAGUCCGCGGAGCUCAUGACUGUGCAGGUGAAGGAACUCAGCGCCCACGUGGAAAGAACAGAACGUGAUAAAAACGGACUGAACCGGCGGCUCGCGGACAAAGAGGAUGUGAUUUCUCGAAUGCAGCUAAAUCUCCAGCAGGUGGAGACGAUAAAUACCGACAUGGACGCUCAGCUGCUGCUCCUACAAACUCAAAACGACAAACUUCAAUCGGACUUUGAGAAACAGGAGGGAAUUUCUCUGCAACUGAAAACGCUGCUUCAGAGCAAAGAUGCCGAGAUCUCGUCUUUGCUGUCCUGUCGAGACGGGCAAAUGUCAGGCUAUCUGGAGCAGCUCCAAGCUAACUAUCGCUCGCAGGUCGCAGUUUACGAGGACAGGUUAACAUCUUUACGCUACCAAAGGGAAAAGGCUGAUAAAGGGUCAAGAGGCCUUGAAGCUAAAGUCAAAAGUCUGCAAAUUAAAGUUAACAAGUCUGUCCAAGAAAAGGAGCAGAUGGCAGCAAAGAUGGAAUCAUUCAAGAACUCGAUGGUGUCUUUACAAAGCGAACGGGAGCGACUCAUGUCAGAAUACAGAAUACUGGAAGCUAAGAGUGAGUUGGGGUUGAAGGGUAAAGACGGCUCUGCUGAUGGGGAAGGUGGUGCAGCCAAAGGCCUCAAACAUGAGAUCAGGAAAUUGUUGCAUCAGAUGGAUGAUCUCAACUCGGAGAAUGCGAUGCUAAGGGCUCAACUGGUUCGAUACAGGGAGGAUCUGAAUCAAGUUUUAUCCCUGAAAGACAACCAGUUGAAGGUGCUGCUGAAGAAGCAGCAGGACGUGAUUAAAAACCUGGAGAACCAAAAGGCUGCAGUAGACAUGCAGCACAGAAAGUCUCGGUUGGAGCUGCAGAAGGAGGAAGAGGUGAGCGAUUCGUUGAAAGAGGAGAUUUCUAAACUUACAGCUCAGGUUUCAAAACUGGAAAUGGAAAUAUCAACUCAGAAAAAUGACAGAGCCUCAACAAAUGUGGGCAAAGUGAUUUCUGAUUUGCAGGAGGCUGUGGCAGCGAAAGCAGCGGAGUGUAAUGACCUCCAGCAGAAACUUUUCUCUCAGAAAACCUUAAAUGAUGAGCUCAAUGCAAAAAUGCAGCUGGUCGAAAAGGAGACGGACAAAAAACUGGCUGAGGCGGAAGAUAAAUACAACACCGAGCUGGACACCUUCGAGCGCGAGGUGGAGCUGAUGAGGAAUGAGCACGAGACCGCUGAGCAACGAGUGGCAGAACUCGCCAAAGACCAUCUCCAAGUGGAGCAGCAGUUAUCAGAGGCCAAAACUCAAAGUAAAGAUGUGAUGGCUCAGAACGAGUCUCUGUGCAAAGCCAUGGCUGCUCUACAGAACGACCGAGAUCAGCUCAUCGAAGACUUCAAGAUCCUGAGGAACAGAUAUGACGAAGAGCUCAGAGAGACUCAGGCAGCGCUGAACAAGGUGGAGCGCAGCCUGCAGGACGCCACCUCUGACCUGGCCAUGUUUGCCAAAGAGCGGGACAUCCUUGUCCAUAAAGUCAACGCUUUGGAGAGCAAGGACACCGACGCAGAGCUGAGCAAGUUGUUGGAUGAGCUGACGAAGGCCUUGUCGGAGAAGGAGCGGGAACUGAAGCAGGUCGCCAUGGAAAAUAUCACGUACAGCCGGCAGCUGUCGGCGUUCUCCAGAUCAAUGGCCAGCCUCCAAAACGACCGCGACAGGUUGAUGGAUGAGUUGGUCGGGACCAAACGAGCGGUUGAGUCCAGACAAGGUUCGAGCCCAGAGACCUCCUCCUCCUCCACGAGUGUGGAAAAGUCUGAAGGAGGCGGCGUCAGUUUCCUCCAGAGUGAGAGAGACGGGCGGAAGAUGAACGAGCUUCAACAAACUCGCAGGAGCCCAGAUGAAGAAAUCAGCAGCUCUCAGGAAGAAGCAGCGAAUCUGAGUUGGACGGACAAAGACAGGAAGGACUCACCUCAAGUCAAACAUGAAGCGGUCGCUCUGUCUGGUGCGAGUGUGACGGAGGAGGUGGUGAGGCGGUUGGAGGCAGAGAGGGUUCAGCUUCACAGAGAUCUUCAGCGCUGCGUGUACGAGAUCCAACAACGAGACCAGUACUUCCAGCAGCUCAACGCCAAGCUGCAGCAGGCCGUCGAGGAGAAAGGUGCAGUCGCAGCUCAGCUGAGGUCCGUGUCCCAAACGCUGAGGGACACACAGAACCGCUGCCACUGGCUGGAAAGACAAGGACAAGCUCAGGGGUCAGUAUAUGCUGAGGUUGCACCAGGAGCUCCACAGGAGAGAAGCGACGACUCAAUGAUUCCUGAACCUGACGAAGCCAAUCAGCUGCGAGAGAGGCUUCUUGAGCUGGAGCAGAUUCUGGCAGAUGAGAGAACCAGGAGAGAAACAGCGGAGGAGUCUCUGCGUCUCGCUGAGGACCGAGCAAAGAGUGUGGACACUCAGAGAGAUUUCAGUAUUGAGAUGGAGACAGAGGACGAGUGGGACGCUCUGAGUCUGGACCCCAACCAACCUCUAAUAACACGCCAGGUGAAAGGCGGCAUGGCGGCGUGUCGACGAUGGCUCAGAGGGCGGAGCCUCUACUUCUCAAGGCUGCUGACGAGCCGCGCCCGCUCUCGACACCUCUUCCUCUUCUACCUUCUCACGAUACACGUGCUGGUCCUCCUGUGCCUCACUGGAGCCCUCUAGUGACGCGAUGCUGGAACUAACAAGCUCGAGGUUUAAAAGCUGAAGUCUGUAUUUGUUUUUUCUGAAAAGUUUUUUCUCCACGUUCUCGUUCAGUCGCACAUUUUCCUGGUUCAGGUUCAGCACAGCUAUUUUGACGUUAAGGUUAAUGUUGACUACGUGCGGAUUCAGUUUGAACUUUUCACUCGUUCAUUUAAUCAUUAAUCAUUUCAGUUGUUUUUUCAAUCGAAACAAAACAUUAUUGAUCAGAAUCAAAGAACUGGUUUGAUUUGUUUAGAUUAUUUCAGUAGAUUUUCUAGAUACAUUUUAUUUUGGAACUGAGGCCUUUAGAAACCACACGCCUCUUUCUUCAUCAUCGUAUUCUCUUCCUUCUUCUCCUCCUCCAUCCUCUUCUUCUUCUUCUCCUCUUCCAUCUUCUUCUUCUUCUUAUCUUUCUUCAAACACAUUAUUAAUAUUAUUGUUAUUAAUAUUUUUGUGGCUUGUUGCCUUGGGACGUGGUCAGAGACUGAACUUCUGCGGAUGAUGUAUCAUUAUGAAAACACUUCCUGUUUCGACACGACGUUAUGAAAUCCAUUUCCUGUCCAGCUCCACGUUCUUCACCUGAGAACAAACGUCUCGUCUGUCGUUCGCAUAAAAUCCUGCUUCUCAGACGCGAUGCUGAGUUUAAACUAUGCACUGAAGAAAACACUCAUGUAAUUAUCUCAUACGAGCUCAGCAGCGCCCCCCCCCGUCACCCUGAUACCUUUAAACUGUAGAGCCUGUGUGUGUGUGUGUGUGUGUGUGUGUGUGU
Messenger RNA from Paralichthys olivaceus (Japanese flounder), 13682 nucleotides. The record is from RefSeq and is a predicted model, not a curated record. NCBI's taxonomy places the organism in Eukaryota, Metazoa, Chordata, Actinopteri, Pleuronectiformes, Paralichthyidae.